Panicum virgatum (switchgrass) is the source of this 1264-nucleotide messenger RNA. RefSeq names its product PRA1 family protein H. Gene Ontology annotation, cellular component: endoplasmic reticulum; Golgi apparatus. The coding region runs from base 73 to 726 and encodes 217 amino acids. Lineage: Eukaryota; Viridiplantae; Streptophyta; Magnoliopsida; Poales; Poaceae. Gene Ontology annotation, biological process: vesicle-mediated transport. The transcript has 3 exons. The record is from RefSeq and is a predicted model, not a curated record.
UAAAGCCAGAGGGCUUUUUUGCAUAAAGAUGAUCCCCUCUUCUUCCUCGUCAGGCAACGCCAAUCCAUUUCCAUGGCGCCCUCGUUCAAGCCGAAUCCGCUGUCACUGAGCGUGCCGGACCCUGCGCUCGACCGCUGGCUCCGCGAUUCCGGCUACCUCGACCUCCUGGACUCCGCCGCCACAGCCUCCACCUCAUCCGCCUCGGCCUCCUCCACCGCCACCGUCAGCCCCACUGCCGGCUCCACCCCAGCCUCCUCCGGCUUAGCCGUGGACGUCCUCUCCUUCGCCCGCACCCUCGCCUCGCUCCUCGCGCUCAACCCCUUCGCGCGCCUCUCCUCCGCGGACCUCGCCGCGCCCACCCCGUCCUGGUCUCCCGCCUUCGUCGGCCCCCCCGGCGUCGCGUCCUACUCUUGGCCGCCGACCCCGACCCAGGCUAGGCUCCGCGUCCAGGAGAACGUCCGCCGGUACGCCCGCAACUACGCUGCGCUCGCCAUCCUCGUCUUCGCAUGCUGCCUGUACCGGAUGCCGAUGGCGCUGCUAGGUAUGCUGGCCAGCCUCGCGGUUUGGGAAGGCGUGCGUUACUGCCGUGACUACUGGGGUCUCACCACCAGCGCUCCAGGGAUUGCCCAGUCUCUGCUGCACUGUGCGCAGAUUGGAGAUGACUCGAUUGCUUCCAUGGGCAGCUCCCAUGAAGUAGAUUGUGCUCCUCCUGUAUGCGCACUGUAGGCAAGGGCAAGGUCGAUGGUUCCAGAGAGAGCCGGCGCCACAAGACAUGGAAGCUCUGAACAGGAACGGAUUUGACAAGAUUACCCUCUCUUACCCAGUCAACUUAUGCAUAAUAUCCCUACCCUUCCCCUGAUGGGUAGAUGAUUUGUACCCAUGGCCUACCUAAAAGCUCUUGGGUGUGGAUUUAUGCUAUGGGUAUAAUUGUCAAUUUGGCAUCCUGUGUUUCAGUUCAUCCAAAAUAAUUAGGGGGAAUCUCCUAUUUAUCAUCCACGAGGUAGCUUACCUUGUAUAUGCCAUGGCGAACAUAUCAAACCAUUUUCUGUUCAUGUCAAGCAUAGAGAGGUCAAACAGCAUCACUGAUAGAUGAGAAAUGAUAUGGAUGAGCAUGUCUAUAAUUUUGGCUUUUGGGAAAUGGUGAUCCACCGAGAUGUUAUUGUAUAUUGCAUCACAGCCCAAUGUUGCAUACUUGCAUUAUAUAUUUAGUCAUGAAAAAGGACUUGAUUGUAGAAACUAGAAGCAAUGAAUAGUGUUCAAAUGG